CUGAAAUCGACAAGGGCGUUUUAGGUUGAAAACACGUCUCAAAUCUGAAGUGCCCAAAUUAAUAAAUUAAUAAAUUAAUUAAUUUCAUGUUCUAAAGAGAACUAAAAAAUGGGGGUAUUAUCAGCAACAGCAGGAAUUGCAGCAAAUCGAUAUUUUUACCUUCAACCUAUUUCUGCAUUUCAUCAAAUUCGGGAAAUCUCUUUAUCAUUUUCAUCACGUUUACCCACAUCACUUUCCUCUGUUUCUGUCUCGUCUAUCUCAUCGCGAGUUGUAACCAGUCCGAGUUCACGACUCGUUUCCAAAGCUUCUGUUUCUACUGCUUCUGAUGCAGCAGUUUCAGAUAAUAUUGGGGAUGUUUUGGGUGAUGUCACCAUUUUCAAGGCUACUGGUGAACCUGUCAUCUUCAAGGAUCUUUGGGAUCAGAAUGAGGGAGUGGCCGUUGUUGCACUGCUGAGGCACUUUGGAUGUGUUUGCUGCUGGGAGUUUGCAUCAGAUUUGAAAAAAGCAAUGCCGAGAUUUGAUGCUGCUGGUGUAAAACUCAUUGCUGUUGGUGUUGGGGAACCUGAAAAAGCCCGCUUGCUUGGAGAACGGUUACCGUUUCCUAUGGAGUGCCUUUAUGCUGAUCCUGAACGCAAGGCAUAUGAUUUAUUGGGUUUAUAUUAUGGUCUUGGUCGGACAUUCUUCAAUCCUGCCAGUAAAAAGGUUUUCUCAAGGUUUGAAUCCCUGAAAAAGGCUAUGGAGAAUUAUACAAUUCAAGCUACACCUAGCGACAGGAGUAGUGUUUUGCAACAGGGAGGAAUGUUUGUCUUCAAAGGGAAGGAACUGUUGUAUGCUAGGAAAGAUGAAGGAACGGGAGACCAUGCCCCCUUAGGCGAUGUCUUCAGUGCUUGCAAUGUGCCAGUUGCAUAAAGCUUAUGUACACUGUAUUCCAUGCAAUCAGCUGACAAGCUUGUGAAUGAUGCAGCUAACACAUCUACUUCCUGGCGCUGAUCAAAAUGUUUUUGCUGCAGGAUCUGGUAAACAAGAAUGCCUUGAUUACUUUUAUAGUACAUUUUCUGCAUUUUAGUUAGCAGCACAUGUAAUUGAUGGAUUAGAACACUGCUGUAAAAUAACUCUUCAGUAUAUAUGAACUAGGAGCAUCUUGUUCAUAGUAAUCGAUAAAUUCAUUGUGUAUAUGUUCAGUUCAUCUGGCUCCUGAUACCAAACAUUGAAAGUUAAUUUAAUAAAAGCUCUCUAAUAUCUUGCUACUGCA
Chenopodium quinoa (quinoa) is the source of this 1252-nucleotide messenger RNA. RefSeq names its product thioredoxin-like protein AAED1, chloroplastic. The transcript has 7 exons. The record is from RefSeq and is a predicted model, not a curated record. Lineage: Eukaryota; Viridiplantae; Streptophyta; Magnoliopsida; Caryophyllales; Amaranthaceae. Gene Ontology annotation, molecular function: antioxidant activity. Bases 109 to 909 code for a protein of 266 amino acids.